Lactuca virosa is the source of this 1149-nucleotide messenger RNA. Lineage: Eukaryota; Viridiplantae; Streptophyta; Magnoliopsida; Asterales; Asteraceae. The record is from the annotation of a GenBank genome assembly.
AUGGCGAACACACCAUUCCUGCUAGAAUCCACUUUCGAUCUCAACCCUUUGCUCCAACAGACCUUCCAUUUUCCCCCACUUCGCUCUUUCCUAAUCACAUUCUCGUCUGGCGACAAUAAUGCUUUCAAAUCAAACUACACUCCUUACAAGAUGAUCAGCCAUUACCCCAAAAUAAGAACUAAAUGCUUCUUUAUGAUCCCCAAGCCCAAAGGGGAAAACAGCAUUGGUGGAAACAGUAUCCGGGAGGUUAAGGAUUUGAAAGCUAGUGGUGUAAAUGAAGUGAUUUGGAGAUCAAUAAAAAAUGUCGUGAAGGCCUUACAAAAACCAGUCACAACUGGAGUUUUAUUGGGUUUGUUAUUGCUUUACGAUCAUCACCAUGGUUGCGUUGCGUUGGCUGCUUCCGGUGGAGUUGGGCCAGCGUUUGGAGUUGGGGCAGCGGUUGGACAUGACUUAGGUUUUUGCGCGAUCAUGAUGAUAUUGGGUUCCAUUCUUGCGGUGCUGGCUUACCGAUUUCUUACUAUUACCGAUAAAAUAAGUGUUCUUAAGCUUCAGGUCGGAUUGUCAGAUACGGGUAAAUCACUGCAAACGAAUCUCAGUCGGAUUGUGCAGAUAACGGAUCACAAUCGCAUUUUUCAGAUAGAUGAUACAUACACAUCUAGAUACGCAUCUACAUACAACCGUGAGGAUUUGAGCUGCAUAUUACAAGAGACAACACUAGCUCUACUUCGGCAUCCUGAAUAUUGCAUCUCUGGUUAUUCCUCUGCAUCGACUUCACUUGUGUAUAAUGAGAGGAGCAUAGAGAAAGUUGAGAACCUAUUUGAUCAACUUUCUAUUGAAGAAAGGGGUAAAUUUGAUGUGGAUACUCUAGUCAAUGUCAACAACAUCAGAAUGCAACGUACAAUAAAUCAAAGAAAUAAAGACUUCCAUAAAGAGUAUAUUGUGAUUACAAUCAUUGUGGCUGCUAAAGGUGGACAUAAACUGCCUCCCAUAAAUAGCAGUACAGAAUUAAAGGAAGCAUUGCAAAAACUCGCGACUAUCCCUUUGAAUAGUGUUGAGGCAGUGGUGGUGUUUUUGACCCCACAAAAUGAAAACGAUACUCUUAUGGAACGAAAGUUUCUUGAAAAUUAUUCGCUUUUGCGCCCUCUUUAG